AUGCUGCAUUGGCGAAGUAUAGAACUAAAGUUAAUAAUGAAUUAUCAACAACUUUAUGAAACUGUCACAAAAACAAUUAAGCAUCAGCCUGGAACAGCUAUAUCUGAUGCACUUAAAAAUCUUCUUAAUUAUCUUAAUACUAAACUUGAAAAUAAAUCCUAUUAUUUACUUAUAAAGUCAUAUCCAACACUUAGCCAAAUUCUUGAAGCUGUUGAAGCAAAUGGACUUGAAGAUUAG
Funneliformis geosporum is the source of this 237-nucleotide messenger RNA. The record is from the annotation of a GenBank genome assembly. Lineage: Eukaryota; Fungi; Glomeromycota; Glomeromycetes; Glomerales; Glomeraceae.